AUGGCAUCCAGAGAAGACACCAAGGCCCUCCUUGUCGGCAUAUCCGGAGUCUCAUCUUCAGGAAAAACUACGCUCGCUCGAAUCCUGCGAGACAUUUUCCCUCGAGCCUUUAUCCUCCACGAAGACGACUUCUACAAGACCGAUGACCAAAUUCCCCUACAUCCAGACCAUUCCAUCGCAGACUGGGACUGUCUCGAGUCCAUCAACCUUCCCGCUUUCUCUUCAGCAUUGCAAUACAUUCGUGCACACGGCGUCUCACCUCCAGAUUUCAUAUCCAAAGAAGACCAAAACUCCGUGGGCAAAGUCGACGUCGAUCACGCGUUCAUCGAGGAUUUGAAAUGGAAAGCGAGUAAAUGGAUGUAUGCCGACGCACCCCCGAUCCUGCUCUGCGACGGUUUUCUACUAUACUCAGAAGGCAUGAAGGAGAUUCGAGAUUUUUUCGAUGUGAAACUCUUUUUGCGAACAGAUUACCAAACCGCCAAGGCGAGACGAGAAGGGCGCAGUGGGUAUGUGACGUUAGAAGGCUUUUGGGAAGAUCCGCCGGGGUAUGUUGAUAAAAUUGUGUGGCCGAACUAUGUCAAAGACCAUGCUUUCCUGUUUGAGCAGGGCGAUGUGGAAGGUAAGUUGAAGGAGGAUGUGGUGAGGGGAUUAGGCAUCAAGGCUAUGCCGGAAAGUGCGCAAGGGAAUAUGACGAAAUGUCUAGAGUGGGCUUAUGAUGUUCUGGAAGACGCGCUGGAGCAGUUUACGACGAGAGGGAAUUGA
Sphaerulina musiva SO2202 is the source of this 762-nucleotide messenger RNA. Its product is annotated as P-loop containing nucleoside triphosphate hydrolase protein. The transcript has a single exon. The record is from RefSeq and is a predicted model, not a curated record. NCBI's taxonomy places the organism in Eukaryota, Fungi, Ascomycota, Dothideomycetes, Mycosphaerellales, Mycosphaerellaceae. Gene Ontology annotation, cellular component: cytoplasm. The coding region runs from base 1 to 762 and encodes 253 amino acids.